Trichoderma atroviride IMI 206040 is the source of this 1069-nucleotide messenger RNA. RefSeq names its product putative secondary metabolism biosynthetic enzyme. The record is from RefSeq and is a predicted model, not a curated record. NCBI's taxonomy places the organism in Eukaryota, Fungi, Ascomycota, Sordariomycetes, Hypocreales, Hypocreaceae. Gene Ontology annotation, molecular function: oxidoreductase activity.
GAAAAAAGAAGAAGAACAGGAAGAGGCUAAUCAUCAUCAUGGCGGAAAGUCAAGCCAAGUUCGCCAUAUAUCCCAGCCUUGUCGACCGCACAGUCGUCAUCACAGGCGGCGCGCAAGGAAUUGGGGCUCAAAUGGUCGAAUUAUUCUGCCUGCAGGGUUCCCAAGUCAUCUUUUUGGACGUGGUGGAUGACCGUGCUGCGGCCGUGGUCCAAAGGAUGCUCGAGUUGAAAGUCAAGCACAAGCCCGUCUACCACCACUGCGAUGUCAUCAAGAUUGACGAAGAGCUCAAGCCCACGGCAGCCAAGAUCCUGGCAGAGUUCCCCAAGAUUGACGGACUGGUCAACAGUGCCGCGAGGGCCAUGAUGAAGCCGACAAUGGACAUUACGACGCAGUGGUGGGACGAGAGCGUCGCGGUGAAUCUGCGGCACCAGUUCUUCUUGACGCAGGCCCUGAUGCCGGGACUGCUUCUUGCUGCGGGCCAUGCCUCCAUCAUCAACUUUGGGAGCAUCAAUUGGGCCGUGCCGGGACUGGGCCAGGUGCCUUAUACGACGAGCAAGGCCGCGGUGGUGGGACUGACGCGGACGCUGGCGCAUGAGUUUGGUCCGCAGGGCAUCAGGAUAAACAGCAUCAUGCCGGGGUCGAUUGCCACAGAGAGGGAGAUUAAGGAGGUUUUGACGCCCGAGUAUAAGGAGAACCUCUUCAAGAGCCAGGCUAUUGAGAGAUUGAUCCAGCCGGUGGAAGUGGCGAGAUUGGCGCUGUGGUUGAUUGCAGAUGACAGUGCGGCGGUGGUGAGCCAGAGUAUCAGAAUCGAUGCUGGGUGGACAUAGGAAAUUUGGUUAUAGAGUACAUGAACAUGUUGGAUGGCUAAUGACUACAAGCAGGACGACAUGUAUAGAAGACGUUUAUGAGAGUUAUGAUGCAGAGGAAUAAGAUGUCAUUCAGUUGGCGGGAAUGUUAUACGUCCGAUGUAUUCGCUUCCAUAACUCAUUAUGAUGUACCGAUUCGUCAAUAUAGAAGAAAAAAAAGAAAGGAGAAGAGAGAAAAAGAAACUGGCUACGCCUUUCCACUG